AUGAAAAAUUUUGAAAACAGCAAAUGUGUAAAUGAUUUCUUUAUAAGAAAUAUGAAGAACUUGGAAAAGAAAAACAUUGUCCCCAAUUCGCAUAUGCUAUUUAAUGACAUGGUUUUAGAUGUACUAAAUGAUAUUAACAAAAUUCAUAAUUUUGAUGCUAUGCAAAAAGAAAAAAUUGCGGAACUCAAUCGCAGUUUUAAUGAAAUUGCCAGUGACCCUCUUUUGAGUUAUUAUAAUAAGCCCAAUUUGUUAUCCAAAGAUUUAUAUUUCCUCAACACUAGUUUGGAUGCCCUUGGUAUGAAGCCGAUUAGAGAUAUAUCCAGUUUUGCCGAUUCGAUGUAUCACGUGGAUCCCAUCGAUCAUGCGGACGAUGCAGAGAAAAACGAUUUGCACAUGUUAGAGUUGGCCAAAAAUGGGCUUUCCACAGAUCCUUGUGAGGAGGAGGUGAAGAAUCGUGUCGAUGAUGAUGGCGGGGGAAGGAGCAACGCGGAGGAUGUGGGUGAUAAGGGGGUCCAAACGGGUGCAAAGAAGGACACCACGAAUGGUGAGGAUGGUGAGGAUGUCCCGACACACAGCAAACAUGAUAGCAGUACCCCCAUCGGCGUUGAACACCAACUGUCUCGUGACAAUUCAAGUGUUAACGAAACGAACCCUACAGUAUGCGAAGAUAAGAACAUCCCUUCUGUCUUGAAUGAGAUCAACAGUGAGGACAAAAGCAAAGGCAACCUUUGCCUCAAAUUUGAAGAUAAUAAAUCCCUCUUUGAUGAGAACAAAUUGUUAACGAACGAGAUAGCCACGCUGAACGGCCAGCUGAACGGCCAGCUGAACGGCCAGCUGAACGGCCAGCUGAACAGCCAACUGAAUGGCCAGCUGAACGGCCAGCUGAACGGCCAGCUAAACAGCCAGCUAAACGACCAGCUGAACAGCCAACUGCUCAUUCUGCUUCAGGAGCAGAACAGCCCGAGUAGCCACAACACGCAGAUAAGUUCAGACACUCAAAGCAGAAGCAAAAAAAAAAACAAAAGAAAAAAAAGAAGCAACACAUUAGAAAAUUUAAGGAAGUACGACAGCAUGUGCAGUAAUUUUAACCUGUCCCUAACCAAUUACAAAAACAAACGUGACAGGGCUAAGCAGUUAAAAGAUAUCAGUAACGGCAAGAACGGAUCCAGCCACAAGUAUUGCAGCUUUAGCAGCAUCCACAUGAUGAAUAAAACGGAUAGAUGUGUGAAUGGUGGAAGACACUCAAAAAAAAUUAACAAAAAAAAUGAUAAUUUUAAAGAAAAAAAACAACGAAAGAAAAAAAGUAAGAAAUGA
Messenger RNA from Plasmodium cynomolgi strain B, 1314 nucleotides. RefSeq lists its product as hypothetical. The transcript has 2 exons. Bases 1 to 1314 code for a protein of 437 amino acids. The record is from RefSeq and is a predicted model, not a curated record. NCBI's taxonomy places the organism in Eukaryota, Apicomplexa, Aconoidasida, Haemosporida, Plasmodiidae.